GGUUAAACGAUGGGCAGUUAUGGUAUUUCAACAUCUCUGUCCAAAAUCCCAAAUUAUAUUUGCCAUUUGCCUCUCCACUUUCCACCAGUGACCAGACGGAGUAGUUUUUUCUUCGCCACACCUACCUGGCGGCCAUCAACGACUUCGCUAACUCUUUUACGUCUGCAAGAACUUCCGCAAUGAGAGGAGAAUACGUCGGACUGGCGGUGGCGUUCCUCCUUGUAGCUACGGCGAACGGAGGAGAAGAGCUCGGAGGCUCCUCGAAGUUGUCCGGAAUCAUCAUCCCCGGCUUCGCGUCAACUCAACUCAGAGCUUGGUCAAUACUGGACUGUCCCUACUCGCCUCUCGAUUUCAAUCCUCUCGAUUUGGUGUGGCUCGACACCACCAAACUUCUUUCUGCUGUGAAUUGCUGGCUUAAAUGCAUGUUGUUAGAUCCUUACAACCAAACAGAUCAUCCAGAGUGCAAGUCUCGUCCUGACACUGGCCUUUCUGCUAUAGCCGAGCUUGAUCCUGGUUAUAUAACUGGUCCACUUUCAUCAGUGUGGAAAGAAUGGGUAAAGUGGUGCAUUGAAUUUGGUGUUGAGGCUCAUGCAAUUAUUGCAGUUCCAUAUGACUGGAGAUUGCAACCUUCGAAACUCGAGGAGAGAGACCUUUACUUUCAUAAACUAAAGCUGACUUUUGAAACUGCUCUUAAACAUCGUGGUGGACCGUCAAUAGUUUUUGCUCAUUCAUUAGGUAACAACGUUUUCAGAUACUUUUUGGAGUGGCUAAAACUAGAAGUUGCCCCUAAAAUGUAUAACCAGUGGCUGGACAACCAUAUUCAUGCCUAUUUUGCUGUUGGAUCACCUUUUCUUGGUUCAAGUGAGGCAGUCAAAGCGACACUCUCUGGAGUCACAUUUGGUCUUCCCAUUUCUGAGGGAACGGCUCGAUUGAUGUCCAGUUCGUUUGGCUCUUCAUUGUGGAUGAUGCCAUUUUCAAAAUACUGUAGAGCAGAUACUGUAUACUCGAGGCACCUUUCUGGCAGAAGCAGAAAAGGUCAUCAUGUAUUCCAUUGUGAUGAGCAUGAGUUUCAAGUAAACCACUCUGGUUGGCCAACAAAUAUAGUCAAUAUUGAAAUUCCUGCAAAUAAAGAUCAGGCAGGAUAUGAAGCUUACCCAUCAUUUCCGGAAAUUGUACAAACAAAUUCGUCUGACAGGGAAUGUGGAUUACCAACUGUGUUGUCUUUUUCUGCUCGUGAAGUGGCAGAUGGAAAAUUUUUCAAAGCAAUAAAAGAUUAUGAUCCUGAUAGCCAAAGGCUCUUACACGUGUUAAAAAAUUCAUAUCACGGUGAUCCAGUCCUAAAUCCUUUAACACCAUGGGAAAGACCACCUCUUAAGAACAUAUUCUGCAUUUACGGAAUUGAGUUAAAAACUGAGGUUGGUUAUUACUUUGCACCAAGUGGGAAGCCUUAUCCUGAUAAUUGGAUUAUAACAGAUGUGAUAUACGAGGCUGAGGGUUCUCUACGUUCUAGGUCUGGUAAUCUGAUUGAAGGGAACCCUAGUGCAGCUAGUGGGGAUGAGACAGUACCAUAUCAUUCCCUCUCUUGGUGCAAGAAUUGGCUGGGUCCAAGAGUGAAUGUGACAAGGGCUCCUCAGUCGGAGCAUAAUGGGGAAGAUGUACAAAUGCAUAUGAAUGUAGAACAUCAGCAUGGUGAAGAUAUCAUUACCAAUAUGACAAGGUCUAAAAAGGUGAAGUACAUAACCUAUUUUGAAGAUUCUGAAAGUAUUCCUGGGAGGAGGACAGCAGUUUGGGAGCUUGAUAAAGCAAAUCACAGAAAUAUUGUUAGAUCCCCGGUUUUGAUGCGGGAGCUGUGGCUUGAAAUGUGGCAUGAUUCUCAACCUGAUAAGAAAUCACAAUUUGUCACAAAAGAAAAGCGGGGGCCUCUGAGAGAUGCUGACUGCUACUGGGAUUAUGGAAAGGCUCGAUGUGCAUGGUCAGCGCACUGUGAAUACAGAUAUGUUUUUGGGGAUGUUCACCUGGGACAAAGCUGUAGAUUGAGGAAUACUUCAGCUGAUCUCUUGUUGCAUUACGUAUAAAGAUGGAGAUCGAGCAGAUAAUCAGCAUGCUGGAUAGUUUGCGUACAAGGAUUAGGUUGGAGCAACAGUAUCAGCUCGGAGAUUUAGGCAACCUGUAAAUGAAAGAGAAUUUUGUAGAAUAUCGUGUUAAUGUUGCAUCAGCUCGUGUUGUCUGGUUUAAUAGUACAGUGUACCAUGACCAAUUUUUGAGGAAAUAACUUUGAAGUUUAAUAAGCACUUUACAUGAAAAGUAUACUUUACGAAAAUCAAGUUUGC
Molecule: messenger RNA, 2330 nt
Organism: Ipomoea nil (Japanese morning glory)
Lineage: Eukaryota; Viridiplantae; Streptophyta; Magnoliopsida; Solanales; Convolvulaceae
Product: phospholipid--sterol O-acyltransferase
Exons: 16
Coding region: 180-2075 (631 amino acids)
Biological process (GO): lipid metabolic process
Cellular component (GO): cytoplasm
Source: RefSeq, a predicted model, not a curated record